CGCAGAAGAGCCUAAUAGACUCGUUGUUGUGUACAUGGCGGUAAAUAUAAGAAUUUCUGUACAGCUGCUUGUCAGCCUUCGCUAAGAAAUGGCCAAUGAAUGAAUCGGGAUUUCAUACCGUGAGAAUAAUAAUUUAAUUUAUUUGAAAUAGAUAGCAAGUUCUGUGACCAAAAAAUUUUGACGCAGUUUUGUAAUAGGGUUGUCAUGUCAGAAGAAACAAAUAUUCUUUAUUCAGAUAAAUAUUUUGAUGAUAAGUAUGAAUACAGACAUGUCAUGCUUCCUGCUGAUGUUGCAGAACUUGUUCCUCGAAAUCAUUUGAUGACAGAAACUGAAUGGCGUAAUCUUGGUGUUCAACAAUCUCCUUAUUGGACACAUUAUAUGGUUCAUUCACCAGAGCCACACAUUUUAUUGUUCAGAAAAUUGCUUAAUAAAACUUCAAAUCCUUGAGCUUCAAUUCUCCUGCUUCAAGAUAGCUGUUAAAUUGAAUUUCAUGCUUUUUAGCGAAAUAAGCAAGUUGUAUGUCAUGUAAUCAUACAGAAAUUCUUUACUGUAAAACAAAAAUUUACUCAUCACUAAAAAAACUAAUGUAUGUACAAUAAAGUUAAACACAU
Messenger RNA from Uloborus diversus, 611 nucleotides. Its product is annotated as cyclin-dependent kinases regulatory subunit-like. NCBI's taxonomy places the organism in Eukaryota, Metazoa, Arthropoda, Arachnida, Araneae, Uloboridae. The coding region runs from base 205 to 447 and encodes 80 amino acids. The record is from RefSeq and is a predicted model, not a curated record. Gene Ontology annotation, molecular function: protein kinase binding; cyclin-dependent protein serine/threonine kinase activator activity; ubiquitin binding. Gene Ontology annotation, biological process: regulation of mitotic cell cycle. Gene Ontology annotation, cellular component: SCF ubiquitin ligase complex; cyclin-dependent protein kinase holoenzyme complex. The transcript has 3 exons.